AAAGGAGAAAACCUCCUCGACCAGUGUGACUUCGGUAUUUCCUCCAGUUUUAAGCUGACACGUUGUUAACCGGAUAUGCUGUCCACGUUGAAAACACAGCCACGACUUUUGAAAACUCGAUCGGUCGAUGGUGUGGAAGAGAUGGGCCAAAUACACAGACAACAGGGCAGACAAUGAAGGUUAAAUUCCACUCCGAUGGUUCGACUUCUCUCACGGGAUUUAAGUUGUCCUUUACGGCCGGCGAACCAACAUCUGACUUUUCUACGUCCACGAACAUUGGAGCCAUACUGGGAGGUGUAUUAGGCGGUAUCACAGCUGUAGCUAUUGCAACCUGCUGCUACUGUGGACUUUGUUCCAGGAAGAAAUCCAAUCCCAACGGCCAACAGCAGCGGAACGGAUCGUAUGAAGGCACCGUCUCUUUCAUCAGCAUCCCCAGCAACCUUCAAACUACGCCUUCUCCACCUACUGCUCCUACUGUUUUGCCAUUCAUUUCCCCACCACCUCCUUCUUACGAUGAUGUUGUGAAGGAUGAUCCUCCACCGUAUUGUCAGGCAGUCCCACUAUCAGACAUACAGCCUGUUGUGACGUCAUCCGCUAGCUGUGCAUCUCAAUAUCAAGGGAUAUAUAAUCCAGCAGGACCCAUUUGAGAGUGACAGUUUUACAUGACGUACAUGUUUGUGUUCCUGGAGUCAACAAGGAAGAGUCUUCCUCCAUAUUAGUUUUCUUAUUUGCAGGUUGGGAGAGGGUAGAAUCAUUCCAUACCAUACUUUUUGAAAAUCUGCUGUUGAUGAUCAUUUAAUAUGCAAAAGUUAAGCUCAGCAACAUUACAGCCAAUUUAAAAAUAAAAUCUAUUUACCUGACUUUUUGCAUAUUGGCAUUUUAAUGAGACUAUAGAAUAUCCCCCCCAUUUUCGUGGAAUCUUUUAAUUU
Messenger RNA from Haliotis rubra (blacklip abalone), 929 nucleotides. RefSeq lists its product as uncharacterized. The transcript has 3 exons. The record is from RefSeq and is a predicted model, not a curated record. Lineage: Eukaryota; Metazoa; Mollusca; Gastropoda; Lepetellida; Haliotidae. Bases 174 to 647 code for a protein of 157 amino acids.